This is a messenger RNA of Miscanthus lutarioriparius, 477 nucleotides long. NCBI's taxonomy places the organism in Eukaryota, Viridiplantae, Streptophyta, Magnoliopsida, Poales, Poaceae. The record is from the annotation of a GenBank genome assembly.
AUGGGGGUGGCGGGGCGCAUGGCUCGAAGUACAAAGUUUAUGAGUUACAUUGGGGGAGAGAGAGGUGGUAAUGGAGGGAAGGGUGGUGAUGUAAUUAUUGAGUGCUCCAGGUCUAUCUGGGAUUUCAAUGGCUUGCAGUAUCACAUGAACCUAAAAAAAGGAGGCCAAGGCGAGAAUGGAGUAUCUAAGAAUCAUAUUGGAACAAGAGGUUCAGACAAGAUUUCACAAGUACCAGUAGGAAAAGUGAUUCAUCUGGUCAAUGGGGAGCAACCUUCUCUCACUGUACAUAAAACAACCAGAACUAAUCCUUGGGACAUACCUGUUUCUGCAGAACACUCUUCAGGUUCAAAUCAGAUUGACAAUGCAGUGAUGAAAGAAUUUGAUGGUGGCUUGUCCCAUUGGCAUAUUCCGCCCAAUCAUAGUACUGAUGGAGUUGAGAACACUGUGAGGAGUUCCUAUUUACAGGUAGCAAGGUGA